AUUCUGCCAGAUCUCGUAGGAAAAAACUUGUGGAUUGAAUAAGUCAAAAAGUCUUGCGAUGUUUCUUACCUUUACGCAGGAUUUUUUCCAUGCUGACCCUACAUAAACUAUGCAGGGUUCUGUCAGGACUGACAGUAUAAAAAUCCUGCGUAAACGUAAGAAACAUCGCCAGAUAUUUUAAUACUGAUAACCCGCGGGAUCCUGCAUGAAUUCUGAUUAUUUUUUUCAAUGGGUAUUCGUAUCUUUUUCUGUAAAUUCUUUUUGUCUACUUUAGGUACGGGAAAAAGUAAAACUAUUGCUGGAAUUGUUCUCAAACUCUUACCAAAACUAGGAAACAAAAAAAUUUUAUUAUGUGCACCAUCCAAUAAUGCUUGUGAUGAACUUACACGACGUAUACUCCAUCAGUUUGAUGAACUUGAAGAAGACUAUAAAGGAAAGGUAGUACGUCUUGCUUGUCAACCACCGGACGACCAUCGAUUAUGUGAACAUUUUCUUGAUUUUAUGGUCAUGGCUACACAAAGUCUAGAGGCUGAUUCUUUAUUACCUUUUCGAUUCGGUUGUGCAAAAGUAAUAAUGGUUGGUGAUCCUCAACAGUUACCACCAUGUGUUUUGAGUCAAGCUGGUAAAGAAUAUAAUUUAUCACAAUCAUUGUACUUAAGAUUAUAUUCAAUACUUAAUGAUGUUGAGAACAUUAAUUCUCCAGUAAGUAUGCUACGAGUUCAGUACAGAAUGCAUCCAGAAAUAUGUCAAUGGCCAAGUGAAUUCUUUUACAAUAAUCGUUUACUAACACAUCCUACUAUCGUAACAAGAUUGGAGGAGUUUCCAUUGAAACCUCUUUACUUUUACAAUAUUGCCAUCAGUCAACAUGAACAGGAUAGUGCCUCGUCUUCAAUGAAUCGUACAGAAACAUCUCACAUUCGAAAGUUUUGUACACAUUUAAUAUUAUAUCUUUAUAAUUACGAACAAUUGGACCAAGAUGAUAGUACAAAUUCAGACACGGAUUCAUUGUCUUCGUCGUCGAGUGAUGACGAAUCUGUCUUUCUAAAUCUUAGCGAUCCAAUUAUUAUUCAAAUACAACAGCGUAUAGCUGUUAUCACACCCUAUCGAGCUCAAGUUCGUCAUUUACGUUCACAACUACCCAAUCAUAUUGAGAUAGGAACUGUCGAUGCGUUUCAAGGAAAAGAAAAAGAUAUUGUAAUUAUAUCGUGUGUCCGCAGUGGAGGUUCAAUUGGCUUCUUAGAAGAUUCAAGACGCCUCAAUGUGAUGCUGACACGAUCAAAAUAUGCUAUGUAUUUAUUUGGUAAUUUUACUAAAUUAAGUGAACAAAAUCGAGAAUGGAAUGCAUUAAUUCAAAAUGCAAGAGGUCGAAACCUGUUUGAAAAUAUCGGUUUUCUAGCUCCAAAAUUACCAUUUAAAUGA
This is a messenger RNA of Didymodactylos carnosus, 1419 nucleotides long. The record is from the annotation of a GenBank genome assembly. Lineage: Eukaryota; Metazoa; Rotifera; Eurotatoria; Philodinida; Philodinidae.